Molecule: messenger RNA, 2707 nt
Organism: Pseudonaja textilis
Lineage: Eukaryota; Metazoa; Chordata; Lepidosauria; Squamata; Elapidae
Gene: IMMT
Product: inner membrane mitochondrial protein
Biological process (GO): cristae formation
Cellular component (GO): MICOS complex
Source: RefSeq, a predicted model, not a curated record
CCCUGGGCGCUUGUCACUGCGGGGGUAGACAGGCGGUGGAUCGCGACACUUUUUUUUUUUUCGCUUCGGCGAUCGGUCCUCGCCAUCAUCAUGUUGCGGGUCUGUCAGCGCGUGGCCACCACAGCGGCUCAGAAUUGUCUUUGUAGUAAAAGUUCACUCCGUUCUUCCCGGCUGUCUCGUGGAUAUGCCUCAUCUAGAGAGUCUGGUGUCUCUGCAGGGAAAAUAAUUGGUGCCAGUGUUUUGUUUAUUGGUGGAGGAAUAGGUGGAACUAUUUUAUAUGCAAAUUAUGAUCCACGCUUCCGAGAAAAUGUAGAGAAGACAAUCCCUUAUUCCAGUGAUUUGUUUGAAAUAGUUUUGGGUCCUCUUCCCUAUAUUUCAACACCAAAGAAACCAAUACAGUCAGCUCCACUAAAUAUCUCUUCUGUAGCAGAAGUAAAGAAAGAAUCUAAACAAGCAGUUGUGAAAUCUCCAAAGAGCAAAACAGAUGCUACUUCAACUACUACUGAAGAAAAAGAAGCAGGCUCAGAAGUCGCUCACAUACUCUCAGCAACAGGUGAAGCAUUGUCAGUACCAGCUCCUGGAAUGCAGCAGGAGGAGGAAUGCUACAAAAGUCACGUUCAGCAAAAACCUCCUGACUUAGGUAAAGAACAUCGUCAUGGUGACGCUGUUGUAAAAGAAAGGCCACCUGAAGAGGUUGCAGCUCGUCUAGCACAACAAGAAAAAGAAGAAAAAGAGAAAAUUAAGGCCCUUGCAGCAUCCUUGGAAAGCGCUUUGAAUAGCACUGCUCGUAUCACUUUGCAAGCAGUUACUCUCCAGGAAACUGCUGUCCAGGCUGUCAAUCUCCAUGCUCAGAAACUGAAAGAAGCUAUGGAUAACUCUGAGGUUCCAAGUGAGAAAAAGGCAGCUCAGUGGCGAACUCUGGAGGAAGCAUUGAAGGAUCGUAGAAAAGCUGUGGAUGAAGCUGCUGAUAUUCUUUUAAAGGCCAAAGAAGAAAUAGAAAAAAUGAAAGGUGUGAUUGAUAAUGCCAAGAAGUCUCGUAUACCUGGAGUCAAACCUCACAUUCAGGGCAUAGAAGAGAACCUUCAUCGUAUGAUAACUGACUUGGACAAUGUGGUCAAAAAGGUACAAGCAGCACAGUCAGAAGCUAAAAUAGUAUCACAGUACCAUGAUCUUGUAACCAAAGCAAGAGAAGAAUUCCAGAGAGAGCUGGAUAGUGUUACUCCUGACAUUCAGACUGGUUGGAAGGGGCUAACUGACCGACUAACAACAGAUGACCUGAACUCUCUCAUUGCUCAUGCUCAUCGCCGCAUAGACCAGCUGAAUAAGGAGCUGAUAGAUAUGAAAGUCCGAGAAGAACAACAUAUUAAGACAGCUUUAGAAAAGCAAAAACUGGAAGAGAAAAAAGCUUUUGAGUCAGCAGUAGCAAAGGCAUUGGAACGUCAUAAGAAUGAAAUCCAAAUAGAACAGGAGAAGAAGGUUGAAGAAGCUCAAGAAGUUAUGGAAAGUGAAAUGCGAACUCAGUUACGUCGACAAGCUGCUGCACAUGCUGAUCACUUAAGAGAUGUUCUCAGAAUUCAGGAACAAGAACUGAAACAACAAUUUGACCAGAAUUUAUCUGAAAAACUUACUGAACAAGAACUUCAACAUAAACGUCUUCAUCAGGAACAGAUUGACAACUUCACUCUGGAUAUCAAUACAGCCUAUGCCAGACUGAGGGGAAUCGAACAGGCAGUUGAAAGCCAUGUGGUUGCUGCAGAAGAAGCCAGGAAAGCCCAUCAGUUGUGGCUUUCAGUUGAAGCUUUAAAGCAAAGUAUGGAAACUGCUGCUGGGGAUAGUCCCACAGAACCUUUGGAGGAAGCAGUACAGUCCAUCCAACUCAGCUGUCCUGAUGAUGAAUUCACCCGAGCCUUAACAGCUGCCCUUCCUCAAAAAUCACUCAGUCGUGGGGUAUACACGGAAGAGGCACUAAGGGCACGCUUUCACACAGUCCAGAAGCUGGCUAAAAGAGUGGCACUGAUAGAUGAAACAAGAAACAGCUUGUAUCAAUAUUUUCUGUCUUAUCUGCAGUCCCUUCUCUUGUUUUAUCCUCAGCAGCUGAAGCCACCAACUGAGCUUGGUCCCGAAGAUCUGGACACAUUUAAGUUGUUCUCUUAUGCAUCCUACUGCAUUGAACACGGAGAUUUAGAAUUGGCAGCUAAAUUCAUCAAUCAGCUUAAAGGAGAACCCAGAAGGGUGGCCCAGGACUGGCUGAAUGAAGCUCGGAUGACCUUGGAGGCAAAACAAGUGGUGGAUAUCCUGACUACUUAUGCUAGUGCUGUGGGCUUGGGAACAACUCAGGUGGACUAAUAUAAGCCAGAUACGCAGGACUCCUAUAUCUUUUAACAUUAGUCAACCAACAUUCAAGAUUUGCAAUAGUACUGGGAAUUGGUGGGAGACCUAACAUGGUUCCAAACCAUGCAAGCAACUCAAGUGUCAUUGGGGGGGAAAGUUCCAUCUCCUAGUACUCUUAUAAAUCUUAGCACCUGUUGCAUUUGCAUUUUUUUCCUUCAGCCAUUUAUCAUGUCUGGAAUGUGUUUUGUUUUUGUUUUAAUCUAUAUAACACAGUUUCCAGGUAUUACUGAUUGAGCUUGUGAACCCACCAAAAUAAUGUUUAUAACCUCUUACUGAUUUGCCAUUUGGCUCAAUUAAAUAAAUGAUAUUUAAACAA